This is a messenger RNA of Misgurnus anguillicaudatus (oriental weatherfish), 1869 nucleotides long. It is a transcript of the gene khdrbs3, whose product is annotated as KH domain containing, RNA binding, signal transduction associated 3. Gene Ontology annotation, biological process: regulation of alternative mRNA splicing, via spliceosome. The record is from RefSeq and is a predicted model, not a curated record. Gene Ontology annotation, molecular function: mRNA binding. Gene Ontology annotation, cellular component: nucleus. Lineage: Eukaryota; Metazoa; Chordata; Actinopteri; Cypriniformes; Cobitidae.
UGCCUGUGGAUACAACAGGGGGAGCUUGAAAACGCUUGUUUACGGUGGAGAGCGCCAGUCUGACCGGAGGACGCGCGUGUGACGGACGCAUCGGCGCAUUUCCCGCAGAUGGGAUAAAAGCGAACCUGGAAAGCGCAUGGCAGUAGUUAUCCACAGCGCAGCUAUAGAGAAACCCAAACUCCUGCUUCUGCUGUAGAUGCUCAUCGGCUGUUCAUAGAAUCCCUGGGUUUUUCCCUUUCAUGACCGGUGCGCAUUUUGUCUGGUUUGCUUUAGGACAAAAGAAGGAUAUCUGUCUUUACCAACAAGCUUUUUAUUGGACCGGACGCGCUGGGUGAGAUGGAUAUCGAAAAGUACCUGCCACAACUGAUGGCGGAGAAGGAUUCUCUGGAUCCCUCCUUUCAACACUCCUUGCGGCUUCUUGAUCAAGAAAUUGAAAAGAUUCAGAAGGAUGAAGACAAAGAGGAAGAGAAGUUCAUUGAUGUGGUCAUUAACAAGAACAUGAAACUGGGACAGAAGAUUUUGAUCCCAGUAAAACAGUUUCCCAAAUUUAAUUUUGUGGGUAAACUCCUGGGUCCUCGAGGGAACUCAUUAAAGAGACUACAGGAAGACACGCUGACCAAGAUGUCCAUCCUCGGCAAAGGAUCCAUGAGAGAUAAAGAAAAGGAGGAAGAACUUCGGAAGAGCGGAGAGGCAAAGUAUCAUCACCUUAAUGAGGAUCUUCACGUGUUAAUCGAAGUCUUCGCCCCACCUGCAGAAGCCUACGCGAGAAUGGGUCAUGCGCUGGAAGAGAUCAAGAAAUUUCUAAUUCCAGACUAUAACGAUGAAAUCAGACAGGCUCAGCUACAGGAACUGACGUAUUUAAAUGGAGGCUCGGAAGACGCAAAGGUUCCAGCUGCGAGAGGAAAAAGCAGCACACGGGCACGAGGAACGCCAACGCCGGGAGCUGUCAGGGGUAGAGGAGGGGUUCCUCCUCCUCAUGCUGCCGUUCCACGUGGGGCGGCGCCCAGAGGAGCUCCGCCCAGCAGGGUUCCAUCCAGCAGAGCUAGGGGCGUUGCCUCACAGCGAGCGAGAGGAGCUCCGCCCCCAGCCGGGUACAGACCUCCCCCUCCGGUGGUACAGGAUACCUAUGGUGAAUAUGAAUACGACGAUGGAUACGGAAUGGCUUACGAUGACCCGGGAUAUGAUUCCUAUGACAACAGCUACAGUAACCAGGCACAGAGUUCAGAGGAUUAUUAUGAAUACAGUCACGGUAUCAGUGGAGAAUCGUAUGACUCGUACGGCCAGGAGGAAUGGACAAACAGUCGCAAGAAGGCGCCACCGGCAAGAACGAGCAAAGGAGUUUACAGAGAGCAACCGUAUUCCCGGUUCUGACCUGCUACAGUCCUUCCCGUGCCCCUCCAAGUAAUGGAUUUUCUAUGGACUCUAUUUCCUUUUUCGAAUAAAAGCAACCAAAACAACAAAAAUAUAAAGCAAGUUAAAGAAGUUGAUGGGUAUAAUACAUUUUUUGGACAUGGGUCUGUUGCCGGUAGGAUCUUGUUAGACGGACAAUCCCCACAAACUGUUCACUAGAUAAUGUAGUACCAGACAACCAAUCAGAAUUCAGAUUAAGAUACAUAUAUUACAGGGGCACUCGUGGUUAGGGGCGGGGUUAAAUGAAGUGUUUGAUGUUUAGAUUUAGCCAGGUUGGUUUUUGUAGAUACUUUAUUUCUGAAGGGUUACCAGCUUCAAUGUGUCCCUUGUACAUUGUACCUUUAAUGAAAAUGAAUUCGAAAAUAUAAAAAACGAUCUUCAUGCACAUAUUGUUGUUUUCCUCAUUUCUCUUUUUUAAGUGGGAAGUUCAGCGUUAAAGGGCUUAUAGGAGCAUGUCGU